Orussus abietinus is the source of this 1735-nucleotide messenger RNA. Its product is annotated as free fatty acid receptor 4. Gene Ontology annotation, molecular function: G protein-coupled receptor activity. The transcript has 6 exons. NCBI's taxonomy places the organism in Eukaryota, Metazoa, Arthropoda, Insecta, Hymenoptera, Orussidae. The record is from RefSeq and is a predicted model, not a curated record. Bases 280 to 1665 code for a protein of 461 amino acids. Gene Ontology annotation, biological process: G protein-coupled receptor signaling pathway. Gene Ontology annotation, cellular component: membrane.
CCUCACUGCGGGAUUAAAUAUAAAAUAGUAAAUACAGUGAUUAUUAAUUAUUAAUUACAUACUCAAAGAAAGUCCGACGCAAUGAAGCUCCGAGAUGUAAAAAUAGAGGGAUGCAAUUUGAAUCAACAUCCAUCCAUCGGACAUUGAUCGUUUUCAGGGAACGACGAGGUCGGGGAACCCGGGACGCUUUUGCUGGAUUUGGCCAUGAAACGGACGGACUUUGUCGGAGUCGUCGGGGCUGGACAAGAGUAAGGAACUAAUUGACCCGGAGCCAUUAAGAUGAACUCGUCGUACAUGCUCGGAGAGGACGAGCAAUGGGGCCCGAGAUACUAUUUCACGUAUUACAGCCAAUUCGGGGACCGAAAGGGGAGCACCGGGAUAGAGGUGGUCGUCCUGGCCGUGACAUUCGUCGUGGCGGUGGGUGCCAAUCUAGGAAUCGCCGGCUGCGUCUUGAGAUACAAGGAAAUGAGGACACCCACCAAUCUGUGCCUGGUGAACCUCGCAGCAGCCGAUCUGCUGUUCGCCCUAGGUGUCCCAGCAGUCGCCUACACCAGGUUGACGCAGACCUGGAGACUCGAGGAGACGGUCUGCAGGUUGCUGCCUUACUCCCAGUUCGUCUGCGGCUUCGUGCUUCUGUGGACUUUGACUCUGAUCUCGAUGGACCGCCAUCGAUGUCUGGCAGUGGCUCCUUAUCGCAGCGCAUUGACAGUGGCCAGAGUCGUGACCGCGAGCUUUAUCACCUGGAUAAUCGCAGCGUCCCUCUUUCUGCCUGCAGCCUUUUGGUUUCAGCCACGAGAAGUAACGGGUGGUACCAUCUGCACCCUGGUUUUCCCUCGGAGCGACGUGGUGAACGUCUCCCUCUGCUUCACGAUCCCGGUGAUAAUCAUCGCCUGUCUCUUGCCGAUGACCCUGGUGGUUUACCACUAUCAAAGGAUCUUCCAGAGGAUCUUGGAUACCAGGAACAGAUGGGCCGUGCCAUGCGUUGCUCAGAGUUCCGACUGCGGGGCGAACGGUCGAAGGGAUUCGGAGUUGUCGGUGGUCGGAACCCUGGUACCUUGGGCAGGAAGGAAGAUGUCCACGUCUUCUAUGGGUACUAAGCAAGGUCGGGCGGGAAGUCUGUCCCAUCAUGAAGAGAUUCGACUUCACAAGCACCUCCGGGUGGUCCGUAUUUUGCUGUUGAACGUGGUCGCUGUCCUGGUGAUGUGGCUGCCCAUCACCAUCGUUAUGUUCCUCAUCUACGUGGACGGUCGCAGACCAAACGAGGACACCAAUUUUUUCCUGCGAUCCCAUCAUUUUGUCUGGGCUCUAGUAAUCGCUCAGCUGAACACCGUGGUUAAUCCCCUGCUCUAUGGGGUCUUCUCGGAGAACUUCAGAGCCUGCAUCGUCAAACUUUGGAGGCGAGGUCUCAGGAAUGGACACGGAGAGCAAGCGAGUGGAGGUACCGGGUCUCGGAAAGGUGGACGCUCCUUGGAAGCCUUGCAGGAUCGUUUGGGAGGAUCUAGAAUUCCUGGUGCCCUUAGAACUCCCGUCAGACAGCCGAAGAAGAGCUCCAGCUGCAGCAUCGGCAGCAUCAUCGAGGUGCCCAGCUCGGAAAAGCUCGGAAACUUCUCACUCGUCGAUGGGAUUCGAACGAACCAGGGUCUUCCCUGCAGCUCCGCGACUUGAGAUCGUGGCUUCGUAUCGUUAUAUCAAACAUAUUUCUGAGGCUUCUGAUUUUAGGACUCGAGCUCUCUGG